Harmonia axyridis is the source of this 2976-nucleotide messenger RNA. RefSeq lists its product as uncharacterized. Lineage: Eukaryota; Metazoa; Arthropoda; Insecta; Coleoptera; Coccinellidae. The record is from RefSeq and is a predicted model, not a curated record. The coding region runs from base 1 to 2976 and encodes 991 amino acids. The transcript has 2 exons.
AUGUCGACCAAAAGUGGAAAGCAGCCAAGAAGUGAUAGUGGAAGGAAACCUGAAGAUAUAGUGAGCCAAAGGGAAUCAACAGAUUCCAAUAUGUAUAAAAAAAAUACUGAAUCAAUCCAAAAACCAGCCAGCGGGGUAUCUGAAGAAUCGAAGAAUACAGAAAGACUUUUUGAACUAGAAAAAUUGAAAUUGAAGAAGAAACUUGAAUAUGAACUGAAACUAAUAGAUUUAGAGAAGCAACAUUUAAAGAGUGGAAGUGAAAAAAACACAGAACUCAAGAGCGAACACACAUUAGACAAAACCGAGCCCCAAAAGGUCGAAGAAUGGUUAGAAAAGUUGAGUAUAGUGCCAAGUGAAAAUAAAGAAGACACCGACCCAAAGGAAGAACGUAUCAGACUGAACAAUUUUUUCAUGAGACAAUCCAGUUCGAAAGACUUACCAAUUUUUGCUGGAGAUCCAAUGGAAUGGCCAAGUUUUAUCACCCAAUUCAGAGAAACUACUGACCUGUGUAAAUAUUCGAAACGGGAAAAUAUGAGCCGACUCCAACGUUGUUUGCGAGGCAAAGCCAAGGAAAGUGUGGAGUAUCUUUUGAACUUUCCUGAUCAAUUAGAUAAGAUAUUAUCUGUACUGGAAAGAAGAUUUGGUAGAUCGGAAUAUAUCGUUGAGGAAAUAAUGAGGAAAAUCAACCAGGUAUCAUAUAUGAAGGAAUACCAAUUUGAAUCUUUGAUAGACUUUUCCAAUAAAAUAUUGAAUUUAGUAGCAACCAUCGAAAGUUCAGGCCACAAUGGACAACUCUAUAACACCCAAAUUCUGAAUGAAAUGGUGAAUAAACUUCCUUCUAGUCUGAAGAUUCAGUGGGGUUCUCUACUGAAACAAGGAGAAAUUGCAAACCUGAAAACCUUUUCGAAUUGGAUGGAAAACAUUUCAGAAAGUUUGUGUCACGUAUCCAGACCAAAAUAUGACGACCGACGAAGACAUGCGCCAGCCUCAGCAAAACACGAAAUGCACUUUUCUACUCGUAGCGAAAAUAUCCGAUUAUGUCUUUAUUGUGAAGAUACGAGUCAUUCCAUUACCAAAUGCCAAUCUUUUGAAAAACUGUCCAUAGAUGACCGAUGGAAAUGGGUAAAAUCGAAGAGAAUUUGUUUUUCAUGCUUGAAACAGAAUCAUCAAAUCCAACAGUGUCGUUAUAAGAAAGUUUGUGGUAGGAAUAAUUGCAAAAAGCUUCACCAUUCUUUGCUGCAUGAGGAUGAAAAAUCUACAGAGGUUGAUAAGCAGUAUAUUAACGAACCUUCUAUUUCUGGAACCUGCAACCCCUAUUCUCAAGCCGAAAGAAAUUUGAAUAUUUCUAGCACAAUACAUAGAAAUAUCCUUUUGAGAGUUGCCCCUGUCAUCUUGACAAGUUCAACUGGAGUUCAAACACAAACUUAUGCACUUUUCGAUGAAGCCUCUACAGUAACGAUGCUCGACGAGGAUAUUUCCAAUACAUUGGCUUUACGAGGUGAAAGUAGACCACUUUCUCUACAGUGGACCAAUGAUUUUUCCAACUACAUAGAAAAUUCUAAAAUUGUAUCAUUGAAAAUGUCUGGAGUCGCCCCAGGAAGUAAGACAUUUACUCUCCAUCAUGUUAGAACUGUCAAAAAUCUGUCACUGCCAAUUCAAAAUGUAGAUAUAGAAGAUAUCUGUAAACGUUGGCCGUAUGUACAGAAUGUUCCAGUCAAUUCAUUGCAUAAUGCCCAACCAACCAUACUGAUUGGGCAGGAUAACUGGCCGCUAACAAUUCCUCGCAGUCAUAUUCAAAAAAGCUGGAAUGAUCCUGUGCUAACAAAAACUUGGUUGGGAUGGGUGAUACAUGGAAUACUCGCAUCAAAUGAGCCAAACAAAGAAUAUAGUUAUUUAAUUGAUGAUUUCCAUGAACAAGAUGAUGAUUUACACAGCCUAGUGAAAAAUUCUUUCAAAAUCGAGGACGUUGGUACCAAAUUCCCCGAGAAAUCGAAAGAAGACAUAUACGCAGAAGAAAUUUUAGAUAAAACUACGAGAAGAAUAAGUGAAUAUAAAUGGGAAACAGGUUUACUAUGGAAGCAUGAAGAAGUCAAGUUGCCAGAGAGUAAGAAUAAUGCAUUCGUGAGACUGAAGUAUAUUGAAAAGAGAAUGAAACUGGAUGUAGCCUUUACCGAAGCCUAUAGAAAUAAAAUACAUGACUCUGUGAAUAAGGGAUAUGCUAGAAAGUUAACCAGCCAGGAAUUGGAGAUGAGAAAAGAGAACGAGUGGUAUUUACCACACUUCGCAGUUGUUAACCAAAACAAACCAAACAAGAUACGAGUAGUUUUCGAUGCAGCAGCAAAAUCGAACGGUAUCAACCUCAAUGACAUGCUUUUACCUGGUCCAGAUUUGUACAGCUCAAUUAUAAGUAUGAUAUGGAAAUUCAGACAACAAAAAAUUGCCUUCAGUGGAGACGUGAAAGAAAUGUUCUUACAAAUUAAAAUAAGAAAAGAAGAUUUACCUGCCCAGAGAUUUUUGUGGAGAGAAAGUGACCAAGAAGAGACUGGAGUUUACGAAAUGUCUGUCAUGUUAUUCGGUGCAGUAUGUUCUCCAAGUUCAGCUCAAUCUGUCAGAAACAAAAAUGCCGAUGAAUUCAAAGACAUAUAUCCAGAAGCAUCCAAUGCUAUAAGAAAUUACCACUACAUGGAUGACUACUUGGACAGUUGUGCUGAUGAAGAGAAAGCCAUCCAGUUGAUCCGCCAAGUGAUAGAAAUUCACAAACAUGCUGGAUUUUCUAUUUGUAAUUGGAAUUGUAAUUCUAAAAAUGUUCUCAAACUAAUUCCUGAAAAUUUGCGAGACAAUGGUAACAAAGAUUUGAACCUAAAUGAUGCAAAUGUUGUUGUAUUCCUGAAAAUCAUAUUGCAAAAUUUAUGGAAAAUCAAACUGGGAUGGGAUGAAAAAUUACCCGAAGAAUAUAAUAGUCAGUGGCAAAAAUAG